Messenger RNA from Clunio marinus, 2076 nucleotides. The record is from the annotation of a GenBank genome assembly. NCBI's taxonomy places the organism in Eukaryota, Metazoa, Arthropoda, Insecta, Diptera, Chironomidae.
UUAUUAGAAGAAGAACCUGAAAAAGCUGAGGAAUCUGAAGAAAAAGAUGAUUUAAAAUCGAAAGAAAAAUCUCAACCAAAAGAGAAAAAUGAUUCAAAAUCAAAAGAAAAGUCUAAAGAAAAGGAGAAAAACGAUUCAAAAUCGAAAGAAAAAUCCCAAGCAAAAGAAAAAAACGAUUCAAAAUCUAGAGAAAAGUCACAAGCAAAAGAGAAAAUUGACUCAAAAUCAAAAGAAAAGUCUAAAGAAAAGGAGAAAAACGAUUCAAAAUCUAGAGAAAAGUCUCAACAAAACGAUAAAAACGAUUCAAAAUCUAAAGAAAAAUCUCAACAAAACGAUUCAAAAUCUAAAGAAAAGUCUAAAUCAAAAGAAAAAUCUGAUUCAAAUUCAAAAGAAAAGUCUAAAUCGAAAGAAAAGUCUCAGCCACAAGAGCAGUCACCGGCAAAAGAAAACUCUGAAGAGGGAGGUGAAGAAAAUGAAACUAAAUCAAAACGAACAUACAUCGAAAGAAUCACCAACAACAUAAAUUUCAUUGAGAAAACUCUGGAAAUGUUUCCAAUACCAGAGAAGCCACUACAUUGUCCACCACCUCCCGAAGAGAAACAUCGUUUUAAGCCGUCUGGCAUAAAGGAAGCAGCUGUAACAAUUCAAGAAGGUGAAGAUGGAAAAUCUUCAAAAAAUUACAAUUUUGACGAGAAGACAAACUUCCUUGCAACUCCGAAGAUGUCCAUCGUAACAAGUGCUUACGACACUGUCUAUGAUCUCGUUCAAGACUACACCAAAGACGUUCGAGUGUCUUCUGCUUUGUGCACACAAGAAGACAAACCUGAGGAAGGUGAAGGCGAAGACGAAGAAGCAGAAUCACCACCAAAGAAAGUCUUAAACAAUCAUCAAAAAAUGACAAUGAAAAAACAGUUGGAAGCAAAGCGUGCGAAACGAGAUUAUGAAAAGAUGGCGAACCGUUCGAAUCGUCUCCUCGAAGCUAUUCAAAAUAAUUUGGAUAGAAUAACAGAGUUCCAAACAAAACCUGCUGAAAAUGGACCGUCGGACUUCUAUCAUCACAAUACUUGUACAGCUGAACCUGAUGCAGAACCAGAGCCCAAAUGCAUUUAUAAAAUGAAGAAACCUUACGAGACUGUCGUCAGUUCUCGCUCGACGAAGAUUCGAUUGAUUGCAUCUUUGGAGUUGUAUGAGAAUUGGUUGAAGGAAACCUCACUUGAUGUCAGGUAUCGUGAGCAAAUAAAAAACAUUCAACUACUCGUCAAAGAGAUGAAAGAUGAUGAAAAUCAGGGAGAAGGUGAAGAUGCUGAAGAAGAGACUGAAAUUCCAAUUAAACCAUUUCUAGUUUCAAAGCACACGAUUCAACUCCUUCUCAAUAUGGAGAAUUUAAAGAAGAAAAUCGAAGAAUAUCCGACAACAGUUGAUGAGAGUCAUGAGAAGUCACAUCAGCAUUUUGACAGUGAACCAUUCGAGCAUGUCCAAGGUGUUUACAAUGCUGAAUGGACGGAAAAGUUGGCAAAACCCAAACCAGUUCUUUUGAAAAGUGUUUUUGAGGAUUUCGGAAAAUUUAUGUCGAAGGAAAAGUGUGAAAGAAUUCAAUGCAUUUUAGGAGAUUGUUUAGAAAAAUCCCAGCCGAAGGAAACAACUGCAAAAAAAUCUCCUGAAGAGUUGAAAAUAAAAAAUCGUCAAAAAGCUGUCAAACUUUAUGCUCAAAUCGAGAAGAAAGUGACUGAAGAUGUUUUGAACGAAAUUUCAACUGAGAUGACGAGAAAGCUUCAGAAAAAGAUGAAACAACGUAAAGAAUCUCCAGUGAUAACAAUAAAUCGUCGAAAGCUCAACACCCACACUUACAAUACAAUUUUCGCUUUAAAUCCUCCAAAAGACCACGAGGAAAAUCAAUUUUGCUGCAGCUUCAGUCGACUCGUGGCUGACAUAAUUUUAAAGACAAUGAUCAACUCAAUAAAUUCAAUUAAGCCACCAAACAAAAAACAAUGCUUAAGGAAAAUGAAAGCAGCUGAAAAUAAUCGCGACAUCAUUGAAAUUGCAAACAAGUUAUCUGUGAAAUUUAACUUAAAUGAA